GAUCGCUAAAAUUUCUAUUCGUUUUGACAUCUUCAUGAUAAGAAACAUGUGUUUCUCAUCAGCACAUUUACUGGUGGCGCUGCUUCUGAUGGUGGCGUUCUACAAAAAUUGCAAGGCGUCAGAUGGAUACAAGAAUUGUUCUGGGUUAUGCGGACAUCACACCGUGAGCAGCCCUUUCCGUCUGAGAGACUUUGCAGAGCAGUGUGGUGAUCAUAGGUAUGAGCUAUCUUGUGAGCACAACCAAUUGGUGCUGUACUCGCAAUCUGGUAGAUACAGUGUCUUGUCCAUUAACUAUGAGAACUAUACAAUCCGAGUGAGGGAUGCUGAAGUUGUGGAGUUGAAUUACUCUUCCCUGCCCCGAGAUUCUUUAACAGACUACAACUUUAGCUAUCGGGAUCCAUAUGCCCUUACCAUUGAAACAAAUUAUGAAGAUGGAUCUGGGGCUUAUAAUCGAUUGACAAAGAUUAUGAUAUACGUGCGGUGUAAAAGCCCUGUGGAUGCCUCAGUGUUUGUGGACACAGCCCCUUGCUUCAAAAAUUCCAGCAGGUCAGUAGCUGCUGCGUCGUCGUAUGUGUAUGCGAGCGUAAUUGGCAGAGAAACUGCAGGGGAAUGGGGGUUAGGGGACGAUUGUGGUAUAGAGAUAAUGUAUAUGACAUCGUGGCCUGCUCCAAAGAACCAGUCCUGGUCCUGCGAAGACAUCCACAAUAUGCUUGUUUACGGCUUUGAGCUUUCUUGGCUGAACAGUGACUGCCUCAAAGUUGGAGGUUAUGCAUAUCUCGAUGAAAGUAAGCAACGCCAUUGCGCUGGCUCAAGUAUAAAUUAUAUCAUUUUUGAAGAUAUCCUGUUCUUCCUCCAAUUCUUUAUUGAGAACCUCCUCCCCAUUAUAUUAGCCGGUAAAUGCGUUUUCGGGGCUCCAUUUGUCAUUGUUCUUCUGAUCUACAAAUGGCGGGGAAGACAUCUAUCCAUGUAUGACAACAUUGAAGAUUUUUUGCAAAGCGACAACAACAUCAUGCCUAUAAGAUAUUCCUACAGAGAUAUCAAGAAGAUGACCAAAGGGUUUAAAAUAAGAUUAGGGAAGGGAGGCUUUGGCUCUGUCUUCAAAGGACAACUUCGAAGUGGUCGUGAUGUAGCUGUCAAGAUAUUGGAUAAAGCUAACACUGAUGGUCAGGAAUUCAUCAAUGAAGUUUCUACACUUGGUAGAAUCCACCAUGUUAACGUGGUGCAACUCAUCGGUUAUUGUGUGGAACGCUCAAAGCGUGCUCUUAUAUAUGAGUUCAUGCAAAAUGGAUCUCUUGAAAAAUACAUUUUCUCUAAACUUGAUGAGAAUGAUCAAUCCUUGAAUGUUCAUCAAUUGUAUGCCAUUUCUCUAGGAGUAGCUCGUGGUAUUGAAUAUCUUCACAAAGGAUGUGCUAUGCAAAUCCUGCAUUUUGAUAUAAAGCCACAUAACAUUCUUCUUGAUGAUAACUUCAUCCCAAAGGUUUCUGAUUUUGGGCUUGCUAAGCUCUAUCCUACAAAUAAUAGCAUUGUGUCUCUUACAGCAGCAAGGGGAACUAUAGGAUACAUGGCUCCUGAGCUUUUCUACAGAAAUGUUGGUGGGGUCUCUUAUAAAGCUGAUAUCUAUAGUUUUGGGAUGCUAUUAAUGGAAAUGACUGGUAGAAGGAAAAAUUUAAAUGUCUUAGUUGAGCAUUCAAGUCAGUUUUACUUUCCCUUUUGGGUUUAUGAUCAAUUAAAUGAAGGAAAUGAAAUUAGCAUAGCAGAUGCAACAGGGGAAGAAAUGAAAUUGGCAAGGAAAAUGCUAAUUGUGGGGUUGUGGUGCAUUCAAACAAAGCCUAACGAUCGUCCUUCAAUGAAUAAAGUUGUUGAGAUGCUUGAGGCAGAGGAGCAAGACUUAGAAUUGCCUCAAAAGCCUUAUCUGUAUCCAAGUGACUUACCAGCAGCAAAUCAUGAUAGUGAUCAUUCAACUUCAACAAGGCCAUCCAAGUCAAGCAAUCGGCCUUCAAUGAACGAAAUUGUGGAAAUGCUUGAAGGAGAAGAGCAAGAGUUAGAAUUGUCUCAAUAUUCUCAAGAUUUUCAAACAAUUGAUGCUAGUGAUCAUAUAUGUUCAACGUCUCCAUCCUCUAAUCCAUCAGUGAGUAAGCCAAAAGAAACAACCUCAUUUUUAACUAAAGAAGAUGAGAGAUCAAUAUAGCAUUGUAAAUAGACUAGUGAUCUUGAUAUAUAUUGAUUUUAUUAUGAGAGACUUUUAGAUAUGAAUAAGAAGUGGGGGAUGUAUCAAAAUGAGAAUGCGAUGCUAGGCUUUCAUUUUUUAUGUCAUGAGAUAUAUUAUUAUUAAGGAAGAAGUAUUAUUUGUCUUUCUGGAUAACUAUGUUUUUCCCCCCCGGGAAAGUAGAUAUAUACCAAAAAUAUUUUACCUGCUACUUGGUACUUGGACUAGAACAUUCAUCAGAAGAGACAUGUCCAUUUUGCCUGGCAAAAGUAUGGAAAUCAUUUCUUUUUAUUA
Molecule: messenger RNA, 2500 nt
Organism: Prosopis cineraria
Lineage: Eukaryota; Viridiplantae; Streptophyta; Magnoliopsida; Fabales; Fabaceae
Product: LEAF RUST 10 DISEASE-RESISTANCE LOCUS RECEPTOR-LIKE PROTEIN KINASE-like 2.2
Exons: 4
Coding region: 35-2188 (717 amino acids)
Biological process (GO): protein phosphorylation
Molecular function (GO): ATP binding; polysaccharide binding; protein kinase activity
Source: RefSeq, a predicted model, not a curated record